CAUGGGGCAAAAGAAAUUCAUAAUCAUUUAUUUUCCACACGGAAUUUAGUUUAGUUUAGGGCGGUUUCUCGUCACACAGCGCAUUCAUUUAUUCUUUCACAUAUUCGGAUUUCGCACUAUGUCGCUGCACAAGGCAUUGGCGAGGGAAGAAGACCAUCUAGCGGACAACCAGACACAGACACAGAGCCAGAACCAGAACCAACCCAAAUCCACAACAAUUGUCAAGUACGAGAAAUCCUCGUGCCUGUUCUGCAAUGAAUGGUUCGAUGCACAGACAUUCACGGAACAUCUGAUACACUGCGGUCAGGUGCUGGAGGAGUGCCCGAAUAGCUGCCAGGUGUUCAUACCGCGCAUUCGCAUGCGCUCACAUUUGAAGGAGUGCCCGCGGUCCAAGAAUCUGCACAAUCAGCGGCUGAGCGUCAGCAUGGAUAGGCUGGACCAGCAGUCGGACCAUCGGCUGCAGGUGCUCGAGCAGGACAUCAGCACCAUACGCUCGGUGCUCAAUGAGGAGAUACGCCAGCGUCUGCACCUGAUCACCGAUGUGGGCAACAUACGCAAGCAGAACCAGGUGGUCGAGGACUGGACCCGUGGCACAGACGACAGUCUGGGCGGGCUGCGUCGCCAGCUGGAGGAGGAGGCCGCGCAGCGGGCCUAUGCCGCGGAGCAGAAUCAAAUUGACUUUCAAUACUGCUGCAACAUCACUCAGUCUUUGAAGGACCAAGUCGAGAUCAAAUUGGACGAGGCGCAGAAGCUGGUGAAUCAGCUGUCCAUCGACGUGACCUUCCACCAGAACCAGCUGAACGACAACAUCCUCAAGCUCGAAGAGCUGAUCUUCGAAAACGAAAGACUGAACCGGGAUAAGUUCUUUCGCAUUGAGGAGUUCCUGCAGCAAAUCAAUGAGGAUGUCAAAACCAAGCUGGGCACCAGCGACUAUGCCACCAACAAGCAGGCCACCCUGGACUACGAGGUGAAGAAUGUCAAGAACAUUGUCUGCGAAACGGAGGAGCGUUGCGAUAAGCUGCAGAGCGUGGUACAGGAUCUGGAUCGAUCCCUGCAUCAGACCAUGCAGAACCUGUCCGAUCUGGAGAACCAAAUGGCCAUGCAGCAGCGCAUCGCCAGCGUACAGAAUAUAAGAGGUCAUCUGAUCUUCCGCAUCAAGGACUACUCCAAGAAGCUGGACGAGGCCAAGCAGUAUGACACCAUCCUGCACUCCGCCAUGUUCUCCAAUAAGGCAUUCGGCUAUGCCCUAAGACUGGAUAUCUAUCUGAAUGGCAAGGGCACAUGGAAGGGUCGUAAUCUGAUUGCCUGUCUCAAUGUUCUAUCCGGCGAGUACGAUCCCUUGCUGGCGUGGCCCUGUCGCCUGCAGGCCGAGGUCGUCAUCCGGGAUCAGUGCUCGAAUCUGUUGGAGGCCCAGGACUAUGUGAAGACAGUUUUCGUGCGCAAGAAGAGCGACGACUUCAUCCAGAGCAAUCAGUACUUUCACAUACCCCACAAGGUCAUCACCAGUCGCAAUUAUUUGCGCAACGAUUCCAUGUUCAUCGAGGUUCGCGUCAUGAAAUAAAAAGUAUUCGGCUUCGUUGUUGUAUUCUUCGUUAUUUUGCUUGCAAGUCAAUCAGAAAGUCAGAAAGUUACUGCCAAGCGACGGUACUGACGAUCUGAUCUGAAAGAGACUUCCAUUUUGUCCACCCAAUAAAUAGCUCGUCGCCUAACUUAAUGGAGAAAGAACAACAUCCAUAAUAGUUUAUUAAUUUGAGAGCCUUUGUUUUCGGUCUAAACCAUUUUCAAAUACAACAAGUGUAGGCGUGUACUUAUGCAAUUUGAACGAUUGAAAAUGCACUUCUUUAAUCUAGAAUAUUUCGGUGUAUGUUUUCGAAAGUUUUUUAAAUGCUUCAGGCAUAGGCAAUUGAGUUACACUUUUGAGGCACAGUUCGAUAAAGUAAACCUAAUCUAUGCAUUUCCACCGGGUAGUUUCUUGCCCUUUGAUUGUACAAUUUGAAUAAUGCAUUCCACUUAAUAAAGAUAAAUGUGCGUAAGGGAUAUCGUUGUGGCUUUCGAAUGUAUUCAUGUGUGUAUAUCGUGUGGGGUGUUGCGAGUGGAUUGGGGAACCAUUAACAUAUUUGGCUUCUGCUUUGUCUUCUUA
Messenger RNA from Drosophila subobscura, 2140 nucleotides. It is a transcript of the gene Traf-like, whose product is annotated as TNF receptor-associated factor 3. The record is from RefSeq and is a predicted model, not a curated record. Gene Ontology annotation, biological process: tumor necrosis factor-mediated signaling pathway; regulation of canonical NF-kappaB signal transduction; positive regulation of JNK cascade. Gene Ontology annotation, cellular component: plasma membrane signaling receptor complex; cytoplasmic side of plasma membrane. Gene Ontology annotation, molecular function: ubiquitin protein ligase binding; tumor necrosis factor receptor binding. The transcript has 6 exons. Lineage: Eukaryota; Metazoa; Arthropoda; Insecta; Diptera; Drosophilidae. Bases 119 to 1561 code for a protein of 480 amino acids.